Messenger RNA from Columba livia (rock pigeon), 1622 nucleotides. It is a transcript of the gene NAGK, whose product is annotated as N-acetylglucosamine kinase. Lineage: Eukaryota; Metazoa; Chordata; Aves; Columbiformes; Columbidae. The transcript has 10 exons. Bases 90 to 1121 code for a protein of 343 amino acids. Gene Ontology annotation, molecular function: N-acetylglucosamine kinase activity. The record is from RefSeq and is a predicted model, not a curated record.
AGCAGGGUGUGGGCGGAGCCAUUGGGCGAGGCGUGGCCAGUGAGGCGUGUCCAGGGGGCGUGUCCAGGGCGGGGUGUGUCCCGGCGGCCAUGGCGUCGCUGUUCGGCGGCGUGGAGGGCGGGGGCACCCACUCCAAAGUGGUGUUGGUGUCGGGAGAUGGGCAGAUUUUGGCCGAGACGGAGGGACCCUGCACCAAUCAUUGGCUCAUUGGCUCCGAGAAGUGCCUGGAGAGGAUCGAGCGCAUGGUCAGCGAGGCCAAGAGCAAAGCGGGCGCCGAUCCCCACGUCCCCCUCCGCUCGCUGGGGCUGUCCCUGAGCGGGGGGGACCAGAAGGACGCCAUCGGGAAGCUGACGGAGGAGCUGCACCGGCGCUUCCCCCACCUCAGCCAGAGCUACUACAUCACCACCGACGCCGUGGGGGCCAUGGCCACCGCCACCGACCAGGGCGGCAUCGUCCUGAUCUCGGGUACCGGCUCCAACUGCAAACUCAUCAACCCCGACGGGUCGGAGACGGGCUGCGGUGGCUGGGGACACAUGAUGGGUGACGAGGGCUCAGCGUACUGGAUCGCGCACCAGGCCGUCAAGAUGGUGUUUGACUGCAUGGACAACCUGGAGGUGCCGCCGCACGACGUGGGGUACAUCAAGCAGGCCAUGUUCGACUACUUCCAGAUCUCGGACAGGAUGGGCCUCCUGACGCAUCUCUACCGCACCUUCGAGAAGUCCAAGUUUGCGGGGUUUUGCCAGAAGCUGGCGGAGGGCGCCCAGGCUGGGGACCCGCUCUGCUGCCACGUCUUCACCAGGGCCGGCGAGGUGCUGGCUCGCCACGUCGUGGCCGUGCUGCCCAAAAUCGACCGGAGCCUGUUCCUGGGGGAGCUGGGGCUGCCCAUCGUGUGCGUGGGCUCCGUCUGGAACAGCUGGGAGCGCAUGCAGGCGGGGUUCAUCCGGGUGCUGGCGCAGGCGCGGGACGAGGCCCCCGGCCGCAUCUUCACCCGCUUCAGCCUCCUGAAGCUGAAACGCUCCUCGGCGCUGGGGGGGGCCCGGCUGGGCGCCCAGAACAUCGGCCAAGCGCUGCCCUUGGACUACGCUGACAACGUCGACGUCUUCUACACACACGUCUUCUAGUGGCGCGUGUCCCCGUGCCGUCCCCCCCGGGACGCAGGGACCGUCCGCACGCGGCGCCGGGGCUGGGGCCAGCGGGUGGCGGUGGCGGUUUGGUGAUGAAGAGCUUGUGCGGCUGGUAGGAAAUAUUAACGAGCUGCUUCGUUAGUAACCGAAAUUGCUGUGAACUUGCACGUAGAGUUUGGUUUAGGCGAGGGACGCUGGAGGUGGUUCAAAGUGACGUUCUAGCCAUCAGCAGGUGCUGCUUCUGAAGAAAAUCCGAUGUAAGGACCCCCUGAGGGGCAAGAAGAGCCCAGACUCGGGUAUUAGGCUCUGGUGUGAGGGUUUGAUUAGAGUGUGAGGGUUUGAUUAGAGUGUGAAGGUUUGAUUAGAGGGUGAGGGUUUGAUUAGGGGGUGAGGGCUGGGUUGCCCGGGGUGCCUGUGUUCGGGGUCCCGUGUGCAGGGACCCCUCGAGCUGAUCUGUCUGCUGCUGUACCAGCGAAAUAAACCGUUUGGUGGAAUUUA